Messenger RNA from Lytechinus variegatus (green sea urchin), 2046 nucleotides. Its product is annotated as protein DDI1 homolog 2-like. Gene Ontology annotation, molecular function: protein binding; aspartic-type endopeptidase activity. The record is from RefSeq and is a predicted model, not a curated record. The coding region runs from base 109 to 1518 and encodes 469 amino acids. The transcript has 9 exons. Gene Ontology annotation, biological process: proteolysis. Lineage: Eukaryota; Metazoa; Echinodermata; Echinoidea; Temnopleuroida; Toxopneustidae.
ACUGCACUUUCUAUUGGUCGCUCAAAUUCGUGCGCUUGUGUUCCCUUCCAAACAACAUCUUUUGACUUUGCACCCUAGUUCCAACAAUUAUUUUAGUAAAAAACAAAAAUGAAGGUGAGUGUUGCCAACUUGGAUAAUGCCCUCAUAAGUCUGGAGGUGAGUCCGGAGAUAGAGUUGGAGAACUUUAAAGUCUUGGUGGAGAUGGAGUUAGGGCUGUCGGCAAGUGAGUGUGUCAUCCUCUUCAACGGAAGACCCAUGCUGGACAUGAAGAAGACUCUGAGUGCUUACGGCGUAUCCGACGGUGAAGUCCUCCUCCUCCAGCCGUUGCCGACGAUGCCACCGCAGAAUCCGCAAUCACAAGCUCGACUUCCUGACUUCAGCAAUAUCAGAGUACCUGGGUCUUCUCCAAGAGGACCUAGGCCAACUGGUGCUGGGCCAUCCACUAGACCAGUUCCAAGACCAGGCCCCAUUGAAGAGGACCCAGCUAGACUGAUGGAGAUGCUGAAGGCCAACCCAGCUGAGGUGGCUAUUUUGAAAGAGAACAACCCACCUUUAGCGGAAGCCCUAAAUGAAAACAAUCUACAAAAAUUCACAGAGGUGCUUGAUAGACAGCGGAAGGAGAGAGCCGAGCGUGAAAGACAGCGGAUUCUCUUACUAAAUGCCGAUCCGUUUGAUCUCAGUGCACAAACUAAGAUAGCUGAAGCUAUAAGGCUGCAGAAUGUAGAAGCCAAUAUGGAGACAGCCAUGGAGCAUGCACCAGAGAGCUUUGGCCAGGUCAUAAUGCUCUACAUCGAUUGCAAGGUCAAUGGUCACCCUGUGAAAGCUUUUGUAGAUUCAGGAGCCCAGAUGACGAUCAUGAGUCAAGCGUGUGCUGAGAGGUGUAACAUUAUGAGACUGGUAGAUAAACGAUGGGCGGGCGUGGCCAAGGGGGUCGGCACCCAAAAAAUCAUCGGCAGGGUACAUCUAGGUCAGAUUCAAAUAGGUGGUGUCUACCUACAGUCAUCAUUCUCAAUUCUUGAAGAUCAACCCAUGGACAUGCUUCUUGGUCUUGACAUGCUUAAAAGACAUCAGUGCUGUAUAGAUCUAAAGAGGAGCUGUUUGGUGAUAGGUACCACAGGGACAGAGACACCAUUCCUCAGCGAAGCAGAUAUACCAGUAGUAGACCGCAACAGCCAAGGUGUGCCAAUGGACGUGAGAGAAGCGGAAGAUAGGAGUCUAGCAGAAGCAUUGGCUAAAUCAGCAGCAGAAUCAGGUGGGCCUUCCACUUCAGGGGCGACUGGCUCUGGUGCCAGCCUAAGUUCAGGCAGGGUCUUGGGAUCACCUGCAACCUCCGAUUCGUCAUCAUCAUCAUCUGCUGGCACCGCCACUCGAAUGUUCCCAGAAGCAGACGUCAAAAAGCUUGUUGACAUGGGCUACCCUCGCGACCUAGUCCUGGCAGAACUCCGGAAAACAGGGGGCAAUGUGAACAAAGCCAUGAUGGCACUCUUUGCCAAGUCAGUAUCAGUCCCAAAGCGGUGACCCACCCGCGAAGUAUGAACAGUGUGCUGGGCAGGAUGUCAUUCCAAGAAAUUUUUGCGAGUUUUGAUAUAUACGCUUUUGUUACAGUGUCUUUGAUUUUUCGCUUCAUCAACGUGUCAAUGUCUCAGCAAGUCAAGUGCUUCCAACUGCUACAAUAAAGAAACGUGUCAACUCUUUUGAGUUUUAGCACGCUUGAAAAUCCUGCGACCUGAUCCAAGCAAAUCAUGGAUACAAUUUGUAGCCAUCGCCCCAUAAAAUAGAACAUUCUAUCAGCUUUCAUCCUAAUGUCUUAUUGUCUUAAUGAUUGUAACAUAGGGUAUUAAUAUAGUAAGGGGUUAAAGGUGCUCCUAUAUUACCCCUGCUAAGCCAGGCUACCUAUUUUGAUUCUGAACGCUUUUUGAGGAAUUCUUUCCUGCCAAUCACAUAAAACUUCUAGCUUAAGAUUUUAGUACUCGAUCUUUGUGAAUAAUAUUUGCAAAGAUGGAGGCUGAUGUCCUCUCAGUUAUUAUAGAAUAAUGAAUAAUAAUG